Cyprinus carpio (common carp) is the source of this 862-nucleotide messenger RNA. Its product is annotated as protein mab-21-like 3. NCBI's taxonomy places the organism in Eukaryota, Metazoa, Chordata, Actinopteri, Cypriniformes, Cyprinidae. The record is from RefSeq and is a predicted model, not a curated record.
AUGACCAACUUCACAGAUGAAGAUCUGGACAACUAUUUGCAAAAUCAGGUGGAUCUCAGGCAUCGUCUGGUUUCAAAGUCUGUAGAAGAUGUGCAGAACAUAAUCAAAGAUCUUAUAGCUGAGGUCAGCUCAAAGGAUGCUCGUUUCCAGUCCAUUGCAAACUCUGGAGUUCAUAAUGCCAUCCUCAAAGUGCUCACCCCAACUCUGUUCCUGAUCUUAGUGCCCCUACAGGGCCUGAUGGGCUAUAAGAAGAGGCGAACACGUCAGUGGCGGUACUACACACAGAACGGGUCUCAUCUCCUCUCACCGGUCCGUGAGCCAGAGAAGCUCCACCAGUGGCUGGAGCUGGAGAGUUUUGUCAAUCUGAGUCAGGAGUGGCAUGAUGCCCGUAUGAUCAUUGAGGGUGAUAUUGUGCCAGCCAAGGUAGUGAAUGUCUUCAAAGAGCAUCUUGAGGCAUCCAUAAAGACCUGCAGACUAACAAGUUAGAGCUUUUACAGUAUCCACCUGUUUACUCAAACAGAACGAGAUCUAUUUUCUAUCUACUUCUGAUUUCAUUUUUCACACAUUGUCUGAUGAAUAAUCAAAAAUCUCCAACAAACAUACUCUACUGAUAUACAACUCUUCUGGGAUAACAGAUUGAUUGAUUGAUUUCCAUAAAUAGCAACUGUAUCUGAAUUUGCAUGAAAACCACAAACAGAGUAUCAAGGGUGUUUGCAGACAGUGGUCCAAUACUUGCUGGUGUCUCCCUAAUUUAUAAUGUUUAAUAUACAGUAGUGCUUAAGUUCACAUUGACAAUCUAAGAUCAAAAACAUAAUUUUAAUCUAACCUGGAAGAAUUAUGUAUAAGAAUAAGUAAUAUUUAA